Arabidopsis lyrata subsp. lyrata is the source of this 3572-nucleotide messenger RNA. RefSeq names its product ABC transporter G family member 1. Gene Ontology annotation, cellular component: membrane. Gene Ontology annotation, molecular function: ATP binding; ATP hydrolysis activity; ABC-type transporter activity. Lineage: Eukaryota; Viridiplantae; Streptophyta; Magnoliopsida; Brassicales; Brassicaceae. The record is from RefSeq and is a predicted model, not a curated record. The transcript has a single exon. Bases 1252 to 3474 code for a protein of 740 amino acids.
AAUAGCAUUUUGAAUUAAGGGUUUAAAGUCCAAAAUAUUCUUGUUAUAAAAGGUUUGGCUAGAACCUUUUAGAUUUUAUUUUAGACAACUUCACCUUGCAUGUGCGUGUUGAAGAGUUUUCCGGCAUAGUGUUAGGCUUUCAAUUAAGUUCUAGGCUUUUAAAUAAGUUUGGCAAGUGAAGUAGCUAAGCUAGCUAGCCUUGUAGGUAGCCAUUUAAUAUAGAUUUACGUUUUUAUUUUAAUUGGACCGACUAUGAAAUAGACCAAUAUAAAACAUCAGUCUACAUGCCUAGAUCCUUGAGUAUAUUACUAAUACUAGUAUUUCACAUGUACAAACCAUUUACAAGUUGGCAUCAAUUUUGCAUGACUUUUUUGUUUAGAUAAUAUUUUCGCUUUUUAACUACUUGUUCCAUCAUGUAAUUCAAGCUUUGACUACCGUAGUAGAAAAUUUGUCGUUUCCACUUUUAAAAUUGCUUUUAGUUACCUAAUUCAAAUUUUUUGUCAACUACAUAAAAGGCUAAAACGCAAUCAAGAAUACUAUUUUACACAAAAAUGCAGAUUUUAGAUAAUUCUAACUAGGUAAAGACCACACGAUGUUUAUAUUUGGAUUUUAUUUUGUGAUUAAUUCUACAUAUAUUCACAGAAGUUGAACAUUCACUCAAACUACGAAUGAAAUAAGCAUUAAUGGAGGCAACUAUAUAUGGGAAACACACACGAAAGUCCUCGACCCAUGCCUAUGUUAGAUGAACAAACACCCUUUACCUAAUUGGCUAAUUCCCAAGUCAAUAAAACCCAUUCCGCCACGUGUCAUGUUCCCACCGAUAUUUUUAAUUUCUCGUUACCCCAAGAAAAACGUAGUUGGUAAUUUCUACUUUCGGGAACUUUAGAUAUGAUAGGUGGACUCUUCACCUUCCCCAAAUAAAUAAACAAUAAAUCAAAAACGCAUUUACAUCCAAACAGUCAAAAUAUAAACCUAACAUACUUUUCCCAUGCAACUCACCCAGACAGACUUUCUUAUUUAACAUAUAGCCUUCGUGUCUUCACACAUCCAAACACGUCUCUUCAUGCACUCUCUCGCUUCUAUAUAUAUAAGUUUAUAGAAACAUAACAGAUUCAUACAUAUCCAACCAAAGUCCCAUAAACUAAAGAACAAACUCUUCUUUCUCUUCUUCUUCUUCUACAACAGUUAUGAGCGUGUUUUAAGACCGUUAAUUUGUUAAAUCACUCUUAAAAAGUUUUUCUUUUUGUUACUAUGGCUCGUAUUGUAGCAGCUAAUGAUGAUGAUUCCAUGGAGCUCAACGCCAUCUCCUCUUUGCACGAUUCAACUUUAGGGCAACUUCUGAAGAACGUCAGUGACGUUAGGAAAAUGGCUAUUGGAGACGAGACUCCAGUUCACGAGUCCUUAAACCAAGACUUCAACGAUGGUUACAUGCGUACUGUUCCAUUUGUUCUCUCAUUCGACAAUCUCACAUACAACGUAUCUGUUCGUCGAAAGCUAGAGUUCCGCAACCUCUUUCCACGGCGAAGAACAGAGGAUCCUGAGAUAGCUCAAACCGCGAGGCCAAAAUCUAAAACCCUUCUCAAUAACAUCUCUGGCGAGACUCGAGAUGGAGAGAUCAUGGCGGUUCUCGGAGCUAGCGGUUCGGGGAAAUCAACACUGAUCGAUGCAUUAGCGAAUCGGAUUGCUAAAGGAAGCUUGAAAGGAACAGUGAAGCUAAACGGAGAAACACUUCACUCUCGAAUGCUCAAAGUCAUAUCAGCCUAUGUAAUGCAAGAUGAUCUUCUCUUCCCUAUGCUUACCGUUGAAGAAACACUAAUGUUCGCUGCUGAGUUUCGUCUUCCGAGAAGUUUACCUAAAUCUAAGAAGAAGCUUCGUGUGCAAGCUUUGAUUGAUCAGUUAGGUAUUAGAAACGCUGCUAAAACUAUUAUCGGAGACGAAGGUCACCGUGGAAUCUCCGGUGGUGAGAGAAGACGAGUUUCGAUCGGAAUUGAUAUAAUUCACGAUCCAAUUCUUCUCUUCCUCGAUGAACCAACCUCUGGUUUGGAUUCAACGAGUGCUUUCAUGGUGGUUAAAGUGUUGAAGAGGAUUGCUCAGAGUGGCAGUAUCGUUAUUAUGUCGAUUCAUCAACCGAGUCAUCGAGUUCUCGGUUUGCUUGACCGGUUGAUCUUCUUGUCUCGUGGCCACACCGUGUACAGUGGAUCUCCGGCGAGUCUUCCGCGUUUUUUCACCGAAUUCGGAAGUCCGAUUCCGGAGAACGAGAAUCGAACGGAGUUCGCGCUUGAUCUCAUCCGUGAGCUUGAAGGAUCCGCCGGAGGAACAAGAGGAUUAGUCGAAUUCAACAAAAAAUGGCAAGAGAUGAAGAAACAGAACAACCGUCAACCACCAUUGACUCCUCCUCCAUCACCAUACCCAAAUCUAACACUAAAAGAAGCAAUCGCCGCAAGUAUUAGCAGAGGAAAGCUAGUUUCAGGCGGUGAAUCCGUCGCUCACGGCGGAACAACCACCAACACCACAACUCUAGCCGUACCUGCAUUCGCGAAUCCAAUGUGGAUUGAAAUCAAAACUCUCUCGAAACGCUCAAUGCUCAAUUCGAGAAGACAACCAGAGAUAUUCGGAAUCAGAAUCGCCUCCGUUGUUAUCACCGGAUUCAUCCUCGCCACCGUGUUCUGGCGAUUAGACAAUUCACCAAAAGGAGUUCAAGAGCGGUUAGGGUUCUUCGCCUUCGCGAUGUCGACAAUGUUCUACACUUGCGCCGAUGCAUUACCAGUUUUUCUCCAGGAACGUUACAUAUUCAUGAGAGAAACUGCUUACAACGCUUACCGGAGAUCCUCCUACGUUCUCUCUCACGCCAUCGUCUCUUUCCCAUCGCUCAUCUUCCUCUCCGUAGCUUUUGCAGCGACGACGUAUUGGGCAGUGGGCUUAGACGGAGGCCCAAUGGGCCUUUUGUUCUACUGUUUGAUCAUUUUGGCCUCCUUCUGGUCAGGAAGCUCCUUUGUCACGUUUCUAUCAGGUGUGGUUCCAAGUGUGAUGUUAGGUUACACAAUCGUCGUUGCCAUUUUAGCUUACUUCUUGUUGUUCAGUGGAUUCUUCAUCAACAGAAACCGAAUCCCGGAUUACUGGAUUUGGUUUCAUUACAUGUCAUUGGUGAAAUACCCCUACGAAGCAGUUUUACAAAACGAGUUCUCUGAUGCGACCAAGUGUUUUGUGAGAGGAGUUCAGAUUUUCGACAACACUCCGUUAGGGGAAUUACCAGAAGUGAUGAAGCUGAGGCUGCUUGGUACAGUGAGCAAGUCGCUCGGUGUGACGAUAUCUAGCUCGACGUGUUUAACUACUGGUUCGGAUAUUCUGACGAAGCAAGGAGUGGUUCAGCUGAGUAAAUGGAAUUGCUUGUUCAUCACAGUUGCUUUUGGGUUCUUUUUUAGGAUUUUGUUCUACUUCACUUUGUUACUUGGAAGCAAGAACAAGCGGAGGUGAAAACAAAAAUGCUAAUAGACCCAAAUCAAAAACAUACUUGUAUUUUCUGUUUGUAAUUCCUUGAAUUGUUUAAUGCAAAAAUGGUUUUUUUUCAUAUA